Molecule: messenger RNA, 1401 nt
Organism: Emiliania huxleyi CCMP1516
Lineage: Eukaryota; Haptophyta; Isochrysidales; Noelaerhabdaceae
Exons: 2
Coding region: 1-1401 (466 amino acids)
Molecular function (GO): GTPase activity; GTP binding
Source: RefSeq, a predicted model, not a curated record
AUGAGCGGCGGUAGCGCGAGCGCCGCGCCCUUCGUCCGACUCGGCGAGGCGGGCAAGUGGGAGAUCCAGCCGGAGGGCGCGCAGCUGCUGCAGCGGAUCGAGGCCCCAAUUGUUGUCGUCGCUGUCGCCGGGCUCUACCGGACCGGAAAGAGCUUCUUCCUGAACACCCUGGCCGGCAACACGGCGGCGCGCGCGAAGGCGGGCUUCCGCGUCGGCUCGACGACCGAGUCGUGCACGCGCGGCAUCGACGUGUGCGUGCCCGACGGCGACGCAGGCCAGUGCAGGCGCGGCUCUCUCGUGCUGCUCGAUACAGAGGGCCUCGCGUCGAUGGAGCAGGACGAGGCGUACGACGCGCAGGUCUUUGCGCUCUCGCUGCUGCUCUCGAGCUACUUCGUGCUCAACUCGAUGGGCGUCAUCGACGAAGCGGCCGUCGACCGGCUCUACCUGAUCGGCGAGCUCUCGAAGCACAUCUCCGUCUCGGCGGCCGCCGCAGAGGGGCCAGCCGGCGAGGGCCCCCGAUCUGUCCUAAGAGCCGGAACCCAGAUCGAGCGCAGCGGGUCGUUGCGCCAGUUCGUGACCAUCGACGCCACAGGCGGCCUCGCGCUUCUCGCGGUGAUGGCCGCCCGAGCGGGAGCCUCGCGCGUUUACGCGCUCGAGUCGAAUGCAGAGGCGUGCGAGGCGGCGAGGCGGACGGUGGCGGAGCUGGGCCUGCAGCAGGUCAUCGAGGUGCUCGAGGGCUACUCGACGGAGCAGCCCGCCCUGCCUGAGCCGCCGAGCCUGCUCGUCCACGAGAUCCUCGGCGAGGUCGCUGGCUGCGAGGGCGCCGCACGAUGUGUGGCGGACGCGCACGCGCGGCUGCUGGCGCCCGGCGCUGUGGCCGUCCCGGCCUCGGCCAGAUCGCUGUGUGCGCCCUGCAGCUGGCCCUCUGGCGAGUACUGGGCCUCGCUGCCGAACCCGGUCCUCUCCCCUCCCCCCGGGGCCGCGCUCAAGCUGCCUCGCUUCCCGCGCGAGGCGACCCUGGCGCCAGCGCAGCCGUUCGAGCAGCUCGACUUCGGGUCCGCCACCGCUGGCCGGCUCGCGGAGCCGCAGCACUCCCGGAUCUCCUUCGGGCUGGCCAGGGCCGACUCGUUGCGAGGACUGGCGCUACACAUCGAGGUCGCAUUCCCUCCACUAGCAGAGGGCGCCGCCCCGCGCGUGAGCUCGGCAGACGAGGGCUCGCACUGGCCCACCGUGCUGCUGCCGCUGCCCCAGCCCGCCGAGGUCGCCGUCGGCGACACGCUCGUGGUGGAGGCAGAGGCUCGGUCCGCCGACGAACAGCCGCGGUACUCCUUUCAUGUGUGGCUCCAGCGCGCCGGCGCGCCGUCCCAACCCGAGGCGCUGGGCUGUCUCUGCUAUCCAUGA